AUGCACCCUGCGGCCUUCCGGCUUCCCGUCGUUGUGGCCACUGUGCUGUGGGGCGCGGCCCCUCUCCAGGGCCUCAUUCGAGCGACUUCGGACCACAAUGCCAGCAUGGACUUUGCAGACCUCCCAGCUCUCUUUGGGGCUGCCUUGAGCCGGGAGGGACUUAAGGGGUUCCUUGUGGAGGCUCAUCCAGCCAAUGCCUGCAGCCCCAUAGCCCCACCGCCCGCAGCCUGGGUCAACGGGUCAGUUUUCAUUGCACUGCUUCGAAGAUUCGACUGCAACUUUGACCUCAAGGUCCUAAAUGCUCAGAAGGCUGGGUACGAGGCAGCUGUGGUACACAAUGUGAAUUCCAAUGAACUUCUGAACAUGGUGUGGAAUAAUGAGGAAAUCCAGCAGCAGAUCUGGAUCCCGUCUGUGUUUAUCGGGGAGAGGAGCUCUAAGUACCUGCGUGCCCUCUUCGUCUACCAGAAGGGGGCUCAGGUGCUUCUGAUCCCAGACAAUAGAUUUCUCUUGGGCUAUUGCCUCAUCCUUUUCACUGGGAUUUUGGGGUUGCUAAUCCUGGGCACGGGAGCAACGAUGACAGUUCGUUUUAUCCAGCUCCAGAAAGAGCUCCGGCAAAAUCGACUGACCCAAGAGCAACUGAACCUGAUUCCUACACAUGACUAUCGGAAGGGAGACCAGUAUGACGUCUGUGCCAUCUGCCUGGACGAAUAUGAGGAUGGGGACAAGCUGAGGGUCCUUCCCUGUGCGCACGCCUAUCACAGCCGCUGUGUGGACCCCUGGCUCACUCAAACCCGGAAGACCUGCCCUGUCUGCAAGCAGCCUGUUCAUCGGGAUCCUGGAGAGGCGGAGCAGGAGGAAGAAACUCAGGGACAAGAGGGUGAGGAGGAAGGGCAGCCAAGGGGCCACCCUGCCUCAGAACGGACCCCACUUCUGGGCUCCAGCACCGUACUUCCCAAAUCCUUUGGCUCCCUAGCCCCAGCCCCCUUUGUGUUUCUUGGGUCUUCAACAGAUGCCUCCCCUUCUCCAUCCUCUUCCUCUUCAGCUGCCAUCCAGAUCUAAUACUCCCCUUCUGCCCCAUCUUUGGCGACCUAUUUGCACAGCCCCUCUCCUCCCUCCUGUCUUAA
This is a messenger RNA of Camelus dromedarius (Arabian camel), 1124 nucleotides long. Its product is annotated as E3 ubiquitin-protein ligase RNF167-like. The record is from RefSeq and is a predicted model, not a curated record. Gene Ontology annotation, molecular function: zinc ion binding. The coding region runs from base 1 to 1059 and encodes 352 amino acids. The transcript has a single exon. NCBI's taxonomy places the organism in Eukaryota, Metazoa, Chordata, Mammalia, Artiodactyla, Camelidae.